This is a messenger RNA of Microcebus murinus (gray mouse lemur), 1607 nucleotides long. It is a transcript of the gene CCDC160, whose product is annotated as coiled-coil domain containing 160. The record is from RefSeq and is a predicted model, not a curated record. Lineage: Eukaryota; Metazoa; Chordata; Mammalia; Primates; Cheirogaleidae.
CCCGCGCUGGCGCUGCACUGCAGAGGCUCAGCCUGGGCCGCCGGCCGGGUCGCGGUGUCCAGCGCAGAACAAGGGGCUGCUUCCCGCCAGUGGUGGCCGGCUUCGGAAAAGAGGGGACAGGACUCUUCAGACCGCACCCACGCUUCCAGUUCAAACCGGAGGAAGAAAGCAACAACAUCCACUAGAAGACCCUGGACCUUGGGAAGUGUAUUGGAAGAAGUGCCUGAAGAAAUGGCUGCUAGAAGAAAACACUGGAAGGAGAAUAUGUUUACUCCCUUUUUUAGUGCACAGGAUGUUCUAGAAUUGGCUUCUCAGCCUGAAUCUUCUGAACAAACAACUGUCAAUAAGACCAAGAGAAUAGAAGGAAUUUAUAAUUUGUCCAGUAGAAAGUUUCAAGAAGAAAAUAAAUUUAAGAGGAAACAAUAUACUUCCCAACUAAAUGAAAAAGAACAAGGACCAAAUUUAAGAGAGAGAAAGAUAAACAUUUCAAAGAAUGAAACAGACACAAAUUCUGCCUCUUGUGAAUCAUCUAAUGUGGGUGUUGCAACAGAAGAAAGCUUUAGCAGCACAGAAGAUUACUCUACCCAGAGUACAAAGAAGUUACUACCACGACAAGACAAGAGGAAGAAAUUUACCGAAGGAAUGUCUCCAAAACUUCGCCUGAAUCUUUUGAAUGAAGAACUGGAAGAACUUAAUAUGAAGUGCAGAAAAAUAGAAGAGGAUUUUGAAAAUGCUGAAAAAGAACUUUUGAACUCCAAAAAAGAAGUAUCCACAAAAAACCUAAAUGUUCAAGAACCAGGGAUAGAUACUUCUAAGAAUGACUGGAAACUUCAAGCUUUAAGAAAUGACCUAUCUAAGAAAGCAACAAAUGUAAAAAACUUAAGUGAAGAGCUCCAGCAAGCCAAAGAAGUCAUCCACAAGUUGAAUCUAGAAAACAGAGAUUUGAAAGAAGCUGUUAGGAAGUUAAAGCAUCAAACUGAGGUUGGAAAUACACUUCUAAAAGAAGAAAUGAAAUUGUAUUAUGAAUUUGAAAUGGAAAAGAUCCGCAGAGAGCUCGAUGCCAUCAAGAAUGAACUGAGAGCUGAAAAGACCCUGCAAGCAAAAAAUAACAGAGCCCUGGAAUUGCUUAGAAAACACUUUACUUCAGCGGUAACAUCUUCAAGUACCCUUGACGGCUUUGCUGGUGAUUUUUUUUAAAACUCAAAAAAAUAAAAAACAAAAAAACCUUUCCUCAGGCAAGUUAUUGAGCCAAAUCAGUGCUGAUUGUACUUUUUUUGUGCGCCACUUAAAAUGAAUGUAAUAGGAUAUAAUUUUCUUUCUUGGUGAAUCAGAAUAUCCAUAAAAUAUAUAGAUUUAACCUCAAGCCUUCUGCUUUCUCUUUUUAAUGAAGUUAUUGCAGGAGUCCAAAUGGAAAUGAAGCUUUGGAAAUCUCUUUUAUAUAUAUAUAUUUAUAUUUAUAUAUACACAUAUAUAUAUAUUUCACUCAAAAACACAGUGGUUCACCAAAUCAUUUAUGAAUACAAAUCAACAGCCAUUUUGUGAUCCUGUGAGUAAUAUUUCCUUGGCACAUGAAUAUUCUUUCCUCUCUGUUCAUUGAUGUUAACAAU